CCCGGGCUGGGGUGCGGAGCGGGGCGGCGGCGCUGAGCCACCACGGGUCACCCCGCGGGUCCUCCGGCCCCAGCAGCCGCUAGCCCCCGCCUUCUGCCCGCGGGUUUCACGGGAGAGAAGUGUCGGUAUCUCCCUCCUUCGUUACCGGGCUACGAGCACUCCCUGGAGACAUGGACCACUCAGCGCAUCCAUCCGGGGUCCUGGAAGCUUCUGAUGUUGGGUCUCAGAAGGAGAGAGUAGUGACAGAGGAGGAAUGGCUAGAAAAAUGGGAAAUGGGUAACAUCGGGUUUCACAAGGAAGAAGGGCAUCUGCUCCUCCAAAAGUAUCUGGAUGUUCUUUUAAAUGGCAGGAGUGGACUGAGGAUAUUUUUCCCACUUUGUGGUAAAGCAGUAGAGAUGAAAUGGCUGGCAGACAUGGGGCACAGCGUUGUUGGUGUGGAAAUCAGUGAGCAAGCAGUGAAGGACUUUUUUUCAGAACACAGUCUGCCUUACUGUGAGGAGCCAGUCCCUGAGAUUUCAGGAGCAAAAAUGUUCCAGAGUACCUCUGGCAACAUUUCCCUCUACUGCUGCAGUAUUUAUGACUUGUCCAGCUCAAUAGUUGGCAAGUUUGAUGGGGUUUGGGACAGAGGAGCUCUUGUAGCUGUGAAUCCAUGUGACAGACCACGCUAUGCCAGUUUGAUGAUCAGCCUAGUGGAGAAAAAUUCUUCUUAUCUCCUUGUUACAGUUUCAUAUGAUCCAAACAAACACAAAGGCCCACCAUUUUAUGUUCCUGAAUCUGAAAUUAAAAGUUUGUUUGGAAACUGCUGUGAAAUUAGGUGUCUUGAAAAAGCUGAUGCCUUCUCGGAGAGGCACAAACAAUGGGGACUAGAUUAUUUUCUGGAGGUGCUAUAUCUACUCAAGUUUGUAGCUUGAUUAAAAUUUGUUAAAAUUACUUGCUUCACACCUU
Melozone crissalis (California towhee) is the source of this 945-nucleotide messenger RNA. It is a transcript of the gene TPMT, whose product is annotated as thiopurine S-methyltransferase. The record is from RefSeq and is a predicted model, not a curated record. The coding region runs from base 171 to 911 and encodes 246 amino acids. Lineage: Eukaryota; Metazoa; Chordata; Aves; Passeriformes; Passerellidae. Gene Ontology annotation, molecular function: thiopurine S-methyltransferase activity. The transcript has 9 exons.